Notodromas monacha is the source of this 2174-nucleotide messenger RNA. The record is from the annotation of a GenBank genome assembly. NCBI's taxonomy places the organism in Eukaryota, Metazoa, Arthropoda, Ostracoda, Podocopida, Cyprididae.
UUUCGCAGUGAGGAUUUUCUUCGGGUUCUGUGACGAGUGAGAAUCGCGAAAUCAUGCCGCUCGCGGAACCGAAGUUCAAGAUCGGCGACGUCGUGUUUGCCAAAAUUAAGGGAUACCCGCAUUGGCCUGCUCGAGUGGAAGACGUGUCCAUUUCCAAGGCUGGUAUUACGUAUAAAGUCUUCUUCUUCGGAUCUUAUGAAGCUGGAUGCUCGAAGGAGCAGCAUGUUGAAGCUUUCAUCGGAAAUGAAGAAGUAUACGGUAAGCCCAGACCCAGAGCCCGAUUCAAUGAGGCCAUGGAAGAAGCAAGAACGAAACCGAAUCUCACCUUGGAAGACGUGAGGGACGAAAUCAAAGACCGUCCCCCAACUGUACCACCUGCUCUUCCGAAAUCGUCUCCAGUGAAGGAUGAAGACAAGGAAGAGGAGGACAUGUCAGCCAAUACGGAGACUUUGCUUGUGAAAGCUCCCUGUGGAGAGUAUGUUAAGAUAUCCGUCACCGUCGAUGAAAAAACAGAGGAAGUUGAGGAAAAUAUGAAAUUAGUGAAGGAGGCCAUCCAAACAGGAGAAUACGUUCCAUCGGGCCUAAAGAGACGACUGGACGCUCGAAUGGAAGUAGCGAAGAACCUCGCUAAGUCGAACAAAAGAUUCAAGCCAAUGAAUGUAGCCCCGCGCGACGUUGAGAUCGAAUUCCUCAAAAACGAAACUUAUUUCGUGAUGAAAACGCGUGCCCUGAGCACGAAGUUGAAGGAGCACCAAGAAUUGUCAAAAGAGGACAAAAAUACGAAGCAAGUGGAGGAAGAAAUGUGUGCAAUCUUGAAGGAGAUGACUGAUGCUGAAGCUUGCAAACGGGCUUCACCCGUCGUGUUGCUGAAGAAUCCCCAAAUUUUCCAUGUUAUUCGUGAGCUUACGCGUGAAGCUGCGGGUGAAGCUGUUUCAGUGGCAGCAGAUCCAAUGAUGGACAUGAUUGCCUCAAUUUUUGGCAUUCACCCCGGACAGUCGUUUCUGAGUGCGUACAUCGUCAGGAAACGUUUUCCAAAGCACACUGUGAAGCCAUGGUGCUUUGACAGGAUGUUUCCAGAGAGGUUCCUCGAUGACAAAUCAGCCAGGAAAAUUGAAUCUCCAGACUCUGGAGGAAAAUCUUCUCGUGAAGCCAGUAGAGCAAAUACUCCAUCAAUUGCAAACGAAACAUCUGUUCAAGAAGUCAUCAGUGAUCCUGUUUGUUCAAAAUCAUCUCUCACGCGCGAGAAAUCCACUGAGAGUGAUGAGAAAUCUCCUGUCGACUCCAUUAAACCCCCAACUCCCACUGAAGAUAAUCCUUCGAGAUCAUCAUCGAAGAGUCCAGAUCCAGAAGCAUCUGAUGUUGCUGAAGCGCGGCUUUCAGGUGAAAAUCAGGGAAAAUCGGAAGAUGAGCGUUCUUCUGGACAUGAUGAAGUUGAAAACGGGUCUUCGAUGCCAUUGGAAGAAUCACCGGCAGUGGAAAAAGCAACAACGCCAGCUGUUGAAGAUCAGCCUGCGUCUCCUGGAUCAAGCGUGUCCAGUCCAAAACGCGCGACUUCCCGUAAUUCAAAGAGCUCUGGAAGUAAGAAGAGUGGGAAAGGGGAUUCGUCAAACAGCGAUUCCGACAGUUCAUCUUCAUCUUCCUCGGAUUCUGAUAGUUCUUCGAGUGAUGACGAUGGCUCGGCUUCCGAACGCAGCCGAUCACAAUCCCGCAACUCAACAAAGUCAGAAUAAAUUGGAUGCUCUUCACUUAAGAAAUGAUUAUGAUCAACAAAAAACUGCUCUUGUAAUGAUGAUCUCAUUGGAAAUGAGACAGCAACCAUGAAAAAUGUAUGAUACAUUUUGACAAAUAGUCAAGGAAAAAGAGGCAAGACACCGCCCUAAAAUGACCGCGAUGAUUGAAACCUCCCUAUCCGGUGUUCACGGUGUGACGCAUGAUUUCAUUUUCACGAACGUGCACACUAAAGUUUCCUUGGAGAUGCGCAGAUGUUGCUGCUGUAUUAAACUGCUUCGAUGAGUUCCAAAUGAAUUUUUCCUUGAGAAUUCUUUUUGUUCAUGAAUCGACUCAAACUUUCCAUUUUGUAAAUGGCCUCUUGGAUAUGCAGGGAUUUCUGAAAUAUAAACUUGUAUCCAGGGAAUGUUCUUUGCUGAGAAAUGAAGCCGUGGUUAUUGUGAGGA